ACAUUUUCCGGCGAUUACUACGAAAGUACGCAGCUUUAUACACAACUUUUAUUAAACAAACAUACGACAAAUACUGCAUGACUAUCAACGUGAAAUUCUUUACGAAAAACUCCAUCUUCAGUUCGUUAUGAUAUAAAGCAGUUCCACAGGUUUGUUUGUUUUUUUUUAAUCCAAAAAUGUUCCAGACAAAAAUGGCAGGGUUCAAAGUGACGAAAGACUAUUGGUUUUUAGAAAUAGUUGACGGGACGUGUUUCUAUGACGCUUCAAAGACAACAAAGCAGAAAGCUGUGCAUGGAUGGUCUUUGCACUAGUUGGAGUUGGCGAACAUUGAAUUAAUGUUGGCCGUUAUAUGCUAGAACCAGAAGUUAUUUCAUAUAUGUGAUUCUGUCAAUCACAAAUACACAAUAAAUAGCUGAACGAAUAAGCAUAUUCAGAAAUGGCGUCAAGAUCCAAGACAGAUGAUGUCGAAGAUGAACACUUUGGCAGCAUCAUGGGAGGGAUGAACAAUCUAAGAAAAAAUGGCACUCUGUGUGAUGUGUGCUUGGUGGUUCAGAGCCAACAGUUUCCUGCCCACAGAAUAGUGCUGGCAGCUGCCAGCAAAUUCUUCAGGCUCAUGUUUACCACCAAUAUGUUGGAGUCCAAGUCCUACGAGGUGGAACUCAGUAGUGUCGACCCCGAGAUCAUUGAACUGCUGUUAGAAUAUAUCUACACAGCUGAGGUUCCAGUGGAUAUUAGCAAAGUCCAGUCUCUGAUGGAAGUUGCCAAACAAUACCAGAUUAAAUGUCUCACGAACGUGUGUGUGGAGGUCCUCAAAAAACAGACGGCUGCCAGAAGACGCUCAGGUGUUGGAAAGGUUUAGUUGGAUUUGUCUCUGGAGACCCUGAAGGCAUCGACCAUCCCAUGAUGGUCAUCUGUUCCUCUCAACGAGACGGCAUUCGCUUUUCUCAUUUAGACAGUCGGCCCUCGUCAGUGAAGAGGUAGCAGCCAGCAGUGGACAAUCCCCUCCACGUGUUGACAUGCCAGCUGUGUUUAUGCGCCCAUGAGACUAAAAGCAUAAAUAUCCUGCUCAUCAUAUAAACAGUUUGCUGAUCAUCGUUUCUUCAUUAAUAAAGAGUGAAAUGAAGCUGA
Messenger RNA from Nerophis ophidion (straightnose pipefish), 1128 nucleotides. RefSeq names its product kelch-like protein 7. The record is from RefSeq and is a predicted model, not a curated record. Bases 437 to 859 code for a protein of 140 amino acids. NCBI's taxonomy places the organism in Eukaryota, Metazoa, Chordata, Actinopteri, Syngnathiformes, Syngnathidae. The transcript is spliced from 5 exons. Gene Ontology annotation, molecular function: protein binding.